CUCUUCGGCCCAUUUGGUAGACGAGGUUUCGCUGGCCCAAUCACCUUCGAUUCGCCUCGACCCUCCGCCGUCGGCAGCAGCCUCCUCCUCGACGAGCCGCCGUCGGCCGCAGCCUCCUCCUCGCGCCGCCGUCUUCGGAACGGAACGGGCAAAGCAACGCCCUCGCUGCGACUGAGAGGAGGCGCCCCGCCGCCGCCAGAGCGUCAACGUCCUCCUCCGCCGGUUUUUCCCGAGGGAGAGUAUAGAGUUUUUCUUCUGUCAAGAGGGGUCGGCGUUCACACAUUUCCUCAAGUAGAGAAGAAGCAGUAUAAAGUUGUUUGGUGAUAAUGGAACCAAAGCAUUCUGCUGAAAUGUCCAGGCAUUUGGACAAGCAAAAUCAUGCCCUAAUGGAAACAUACCGAGCAAUGUCCCAUGAGUUGCAUAAACUACAGGUUGAAGAGGAAACAAUCAUGCGCAAGUUGUAUGAGCUGAUGUCUGCAGAAGGGCUUCUUCCAAAG
This is a messenger RNA of Triticum urartu, 497 nucleotides long. The record is from RefSeq and is a predicted model, not a curated record. NCBI's taxonomy places the organism in Eukaryota, Viridiplantae, Streptophyta, Magnoliopsida, Poales, Poaceae.